Molecule: messenger RNA, 516 nt
Organism: Diatraea saccharalis (sugarcane borer)
Lineage: Eukaryota; Metazoa; Arthropoda; Insecta; Lepidoptera; Crambidae
Source: the annotation of a GenBank genome assembly
AUGCAGAAACUGCAGUUGACCCUUGCAAUAAUAAAACCGCAUGCCGUCAAAAAUCCUGUUGCGCUUUCAUACAUUAGACAGGUAAUAAAGAAUAAGUUUAUCGUAAUCAAAACGAAAAGACUAUGUUUAGACACUGAUACUGCAAGUAAAUUUUACAAAGAACACGUGGGAAAGUUCUUUUACAAUCGAUUAAUCACUUUCAUGGCCAGUGGAUGCAUAGAUCUUCAUAUUAUGGGUCAUUCAAAUGCAAUUGAGCUCUGGAGGCUUCUCCUCGGUCCAACAAGUGUCUAUAAAGGACAAUUUCAGAAACCUUAUUGUUUACGAGGCAUGUUUGGCAUUUCAGACACUAGAAAUGUUGCACAUGGUUCUGAUUCCCUCGCAUCUGCAGAAAGAGAAAUAAAAUUCUUCUUCCCUGACUUUUCUUUUUAUAAAUGGCACAAGAAUGAUGAAGAAUUUUAUAGAAAAGGCCCAAUUGUAUUCAACAAUCAUCUAUUUCAACAUGUCAGAAGACUCUAG